GCUCGCUCAGCGUCGAGUUCAGUCUGUGAGUUUCUCUCGAUUCUGCGCGUUGCGUACUCGGUUCGGUUCGGUUCGAUACGAUUUUUUUGCUCCGCUGCGCUUUGCAGAGUUGAUGGUUUGAUUUUUUGUUUAACUACAAAGUGUACAGAGUAAUUUUUUCAGUGAAUUUGUAAUUCUUCCGCCUUGCGAGUUGAAACGUUUUCGGUAUAAACAAAUUGGAACGUUUCGGUUUUUAAUUCUACGUUUGCCAUAAUUGAAAAAUAGAAAAGAAGAAAAAUCACGUUCGCAUUAAACUGUGCGUAAAAAAAUUACAAAAAUAAAAAUAAAAAUUAAGGGAAAAUUGUCGACACUCCCACAGAGUUUUCCCAUUUUCGCGUUCCCGAUUUGCACAUCAUUUGUAAAAGGGGAAUUGUCGAAAUCGCUUCUGCGUAAGUAAAAUACUAGCGCGACGUGAUAAAUUUCACAAAAGCAAAGUGGUUUACUGCUACCAAAUAACUUUUUGGAAAAAUAAUAUUUAAUACCAAAAAAAGUGCUGCCAUAUUCCAAAAAUUUAUCUCCGCAAUAUGCGAAAUUCCCAAAAAGUGCCAAGUGUUAAUCAGUGAUUGUACGUAUUAGAAAACAAAUAAACAACAACAACAAACAACUAUUUAUUUACAUAAAUACUUAAUAUAAGGGAAAUACAACAAAAAAUGCAAAGAGCACAAAAUUAACCUAAAUAAGAAAAUUAUACAACAAAAUAAUUAAAUCAGCAAUAAAAUCCAAAAAUUGCAGUAAAACAAAUUGCAAAUCUGUCUGCGAGCCCCAAAAACGAAAAACAAAAUCGCAAACCAAAAAAGUAAAAGUAAAAGCUCCUUAAAACAAAAAUAAAAAAACAAAAAAAAAGCACCCGGCCACCUUUCUACCUGUCCGAUUUGCAAUAAAUUUAUUUGUUUUUUUUUUCCUGUUCACCGCUUGAUAUAAACUGGCUGCAUGAAAAACAUAACCAGCUCCGGCACUUGUGGCAGUGGCCUGCUGCAGUUGCAAAACAAUCUCAGCAACUCAGCUACCAAUACAUCGACAAUCGUCGGCAGCGGCGGCAGUAUUGUCGACGACGAAGACGCCAUCCUGCACGAAUCAAAACAAAAAGACGGUAUAGUCGGACCCGGCACCAUUACGUCACCGUGGCCACCGAUGAGUGCCGGCCCGCCAGGAGCACUAGGGCCGGCAGACACAAAUGGCAGUAUGGUGGAUAGUAAAAAUUUGGAUGUCGGCGAUAUGAGCGACGACGAAAAGGAUCUCUCCUCUGCCGAUGCGGAAGGCGUGUGGAGCCCCGACAUCGAACAGAGUUUUCAAGAGGCUCUCUCCAUAUAUCCGCCAUGUGGACGACGGAAAAUCAUUCUAUCCGAUGAGGGUAAAAUGUAUGGCCGAAAUGAACUCAUCGCUCGUUACAUCAAACUACGCACAGGCAAGACGAGAACACGAAAGCAAGUCAGCUCGCACAUACAGGUUCUGGCCAGACGGAAAUUGCGUGAGAUUCAGGCGAAAAUUAAAGUCGAACCUAACGGCAUCGGUGGCAUCAAUGGCCACGCACAUUCGUUGCAUUUGCUAAGCGAAAAGGAGAAAGCACUGCAGGCUAUGAGUGGCAUGACCAGCUCACAAAUUGUAUCAGCGCAAGCAGCCAAGAAUCUUGCCUUUGCCGCUUCGGCUGCUGCAUUUUCCGCAGCCGGUAUGCAUCAGUCAGCGCACGGGACUGUGGGACCACCAGGACAAUCAGCACCACCACCAGCUGCACUUCCGCCUGCGUCAUCUUCGUCGGCGGCGUCGUCGUCAGUGUCAUCGUCGGCAGCAGUGGCAGCAGCUGCGGCAGCGGCGCAUUUAGUUGGACCGCAUUCACACCUGCAUCCGCACGCGCCUACGCAUCAACACCACCACCAUCAUCACCACCACCACCUGAGCCACUUGAACCACCUGAACCACCUUAGUCACCAUCACCAUCCCACCGCCAGUACACAUCCGCAUUCGCAUUCGCAUGCACAACCGCACACGCAUCCGCACUUGCCGCAAACGUCAGCGGGCCCGGCUUAUUUGCAGCAACAUCAAGCGGCUGCAGCAGCGGCGGCGGCGGCAGCGGCAGCAGCACAAGUACACCAAAGCUCCGCCGGCACGACGACCACAUCAACAGCAGCAGCAGCCGGUCUGCCACACACCGCACACACGCAUGCGCAUACGCCACUCCAUCAUCCACCAAUGUAUCCGGGCCAAUUCUGGCAGCCCGGUCUACAGCCUAGCACCUCACAAGAUUUUUACGAUUACAGCAUCAAGCCAUUCGCACAACCCCCCUAUCCCGCCGGCAAACCAUCUACAGCUGUAUCUGGUGACAUCGAAGCAGGACUUCCGCCAGCACAACUACCGUGGGAGGGCAGAGCGAUAGCGACGCACAAAUUCCGUUUGCUCGAAUUCUCGGCAUUCAUGGAAAUACAAAGACAGGAUAUCUAUCACCGGCACUUGUUCGUACAACUCGGCGGCAAACCGUCCUUCUCCGAUCCGCUACUCGAGACUGUUGACAUCCGGCAGAUCUCUGAUAAGUUCCCUGAAAAAUCAGGCGGUCUUAAAGAUCUCUACGAAAAAGGUCCACAAAAUGCCUUCUACUUAGUUAAAUGUUGGGCAGACUUGAAUACUGAAAUUACCGGCAGCGAGACGGGCGAUUUCUAUGGCGUUACGAGUCAAUAUGAGAGUAACGAGAAUGUUGUGCUCGAGUGUUCGACAAAAGUGUGCUCGUUCGGCAAGCAAGUAGUUGAAAAAGUGGAAACGGAAUUGUCACGCUUGGAGAAUGGUCGCUUCGUAUAUCGCAUACAUCGGUCGCCGAUGUGCGAAUAUAUGAUAAAUUUCAUACAAAAAUUGAAGAACCUACCUGAACGAUAUAUGAUGAACAGUGUGCUGGAGAACUUUACAAUACUGCAGGUGAUGCAAUCGCGAGAGACAGAAGAGACCCUGCUCUGCAUAGCGUACGUGUUCGAGGUGGCUGCCCAAAAUAGCGGCGCCACACAUCACAUCUACCGAUUGAUAAAGGAAUAGCAUGAAC
Messenger RNA from Anastrepha obliqua, 3061 nucleotides. It is a transcript of the gene scalloped, whose product is annotated as protein scalloped. Gene Ontology annotation, biological process: hippo signaling; embryonic organ development; regulation of transcription by RNA polymerase II. The record is from RefSeq and is a predicted model, not a curated record. Bases 970 to 3054 code for a protein of 694 amino acids. Gene Ontology annotation, cellular component: transcription regulator complex. The transcript is spliced from 12 exons. Gene Ontology annotation, molecular function: DNA-binding transcription factor activity, RNA polymerase II-specific; RNA polymerase II cis-regulatory region sequence-specific DNA binding. Lineage: Eukaryota; Metazoa; Arthropoda; Insecta; Diptera; Tephritidae.